Messenger RNA from Closterium sp. Yama58-4, 1779 nucleotides. Lineage: Eukaryota; Viridiplantae; Streptophyta; Zygnematophyceae; Desmidiales; Closteriaceae. The record is from the annotation of a GenBank genome assembly.
AUGGACGUAGCAUCAAUAAUGGCCUCUCACGUGGUCUCGGCAACUCCAUCUCCUGCCAAUGUGGUCCUCCAAGCAUCUUCUCACGAAGCUGCUGCACCACCGGUUGCCACGUUCCUCUCUGCACCCGCAUCCGAGGCCAUGACGAACGCUGAAGCCUUGACUAUGCAAGCGAUGGAUCGGUCUGUGAGCAUCAACGCUCUUCCACCGAUGUCGCUCGACAGGACACAAGUCGGAUCGCAAUUGCUCACGUCGUCCGCGUCGUCGUCAUCCCUCCUCCCACCAAGCAGCCCCUCCGUCCCUCUUCUCCGACGAGUCUCCAUGGAGAACCUGUUCCAGCAAGACGCGGUCGUCACUGCGCCGCCGCUCACUCCUCGUCCGCCAUUGGAGCCGCUUGACAUUCCCGCCAAAGAUGCGCAACGUCUCGCUCGCGGGCUCCGCGCGGAAGUGGUGCUGGAGGCGGAGGAGAUCCUUCGAGGAAAUGACCGUGGAGGCUACACGAUCCCGGCCAAGGGGCUGUACCCGUACCAGUGGAACUGGGACUCGGGACUCGUGGCCAUCGGCUGGUCGGCCGUGGACCACGAGCGCGCGUGGGAGGAGAUGCGGCGGCUGUUUUCCGCGCAAUGGGCGGACGGCAUGGUGCCGCACAUCGUGUUCCACCAGCCCAGCCCCACGUACUUCCCCGGCCCCGAAAUCUGGGGCACGGCGGAGAGCCCUCGGAACAGCACCGGCAUCACUCAGCCACCGAUUGCGGCAACGGCUGUUCGGCAACUGCUUGAGCGAAGCAUGGGCGGGGACGUUGCUGACGGUGUGGCUUGGAACGGCGGCAGCUUGGCGGACGAUCGGAGCAGCUACAGCUUGCAGCAGGCGGAGGAGCUGUUUCCGAAGCUGAUGGCGUACCACCGGUGGUUCCACAUGGCGCGGGACCCGCAAGACACGGGGUUGGUGGCGACGCUGCACCCGUGGGAGUCGGGCAUGGACAACAGCGUCGCGUGGGACGUGCCUUUGCGGAACGUGCCCGUGGACGACAUCCCCGCGUACACGCGCAGGGACUUGGGCCACGUCGACGCGUCCAUGCGUCCCACACAGGCGGAGUACGACCGCUACCUCACGCUGCUGUACCGUUUCCGCGCCGUGGAAUACGAUCCCCACCAGCUCUACUACCUGUCGCCUUUCCGGGUGACCGAUGUGUGCACUAACUCUCUCCUUCACCGUGCCAACCUCGACCUUCGCUGGCUCGCCGUCACCCUCGGGCGCUCAGACGACGCCAUGGAGAUCGACCAGUGGCUGCAACGCUCCGCCGCUGCCUUCCCCUCGCUUUGGGACGAGUCGAGUGGCAUCUUCCGCUGCCGCGACCAGCUCACAGGGGAGUUCCUCGAUGCCGCCACGUCAGCAGGCUUUUUGCCGCUGUUUGCUCGUGCGGCAACACCCGAACAGGCGGAGGCACUGGCAGGGACUCUGUCGACGUGGCUGGACCAAGUGGAGUACGGCGUGCCGAGCCUGGAUCCCGCCGACGCGCGUUUCGACCAGCUGAGGUACUGGAGGGGGCCAGUGUGGGCGAUCGUGAACUACAUGGUGACGGACGGGCUGAGGUUCUACGGCUACGAGGACCUGGCGAUGCGAGUUGAGGCGAGCACCCGGCGGUUGAUGAACGAGCACGGGCUGUAUGAGUACUACGAUCCCAUCACAGGGCAGGGCGCUGGAGGCAGCCACUUUUCCUGGACUGCUGCCAUGGCGUUGGCUUGGCUCAACCAGACGGACGGGUCAGCCAUGGCGGGGUGA